Didymodactylos carnosus is the source of this 990-nucleotide messenger RNA. The record is from the annotation of a GenBank genome assembly. Lineage: Eukaryota; Metazoa; Rotifera; Eurotatoria; Philodinida; Philodinidae.
AUGUGUUCAAACGGAGGACGUUUGGAAUUCAUAUCGGAUGUAUCACCACCAGUUGGAUUAUUUCACCACAAUGUUUUACGCUGCUCAAAAUGUUUUAAAGAAACACUUAUGACAAAUUUUCCAGCAAUACUACCAGUUGAAUCGGAGCAGCAAGAACCGAACAAACGGCUAUGCAUAGCUACUGCUACUAAUGGAAUUGGUUAUGUUGCAACAAAAGGGAUCUUAUCAUCAUUGGGCCUAUCGAUAACGACGGAGAAAACAUUCUUACAACAAUUGCAUAAGAGUUAUGAUGAUUUUCAUGAUUUUGCAAAAAAGAAAUUCCAGUUAAUUACUGAGGAUAUAAAAUACAGAAAUAACAAACAAAAUGAGAUAACGGAUAUUACUAUUUCAUUAGAUGGAACAUGGAAAAAGCGUGGUCACACUUCGAAUUAUGGGGUUGUAUUUAUAACUGAUGUACAAUCUGGAUGUUGCAUCGACUAUGAAGUAUUAUCUUUGAAGUGCGAAGUGUGUAGUUUAAAAAAAUUAAAAUUGAAGAAAAAUCAAUUUAAUAAAUGGUAUGUAAAUCAUAAAACGAACUGUCACAAGAACUAUAAUGGAUCAUCAAAGUCAAUGGAAAAAGAAGGUGUCAUUAGAUUAUUUCAACGAUCAUUAAGUAAUGAUCUUCGUUAUAAACAAAUGGUAUGUGAUGGAGAUGCUUCUGCAUAUGAAGCAGUAAAAUAUUUUUAUAUCAAACAACAACAACACUUAAGAGAGAUAGAUAUGGAAAUGGAAGAAGGUGCAAAUGAUAUUAGUGAUGCUGAAAAUGAAGUUUCAAGUGAUAUGGAUAGUGAUGCUGAAGAUGAAGAACCAAGUGAUAUCGAUGUUGACGACGAAGAAGAUGAAGACACAGGUGAUAUUGAUGUUAGUGAUGAAGGAAGCGAAGAGAAAGAUGAUGAUGAUAUGGAAACUGAACGCAAAUCAAUAGCACUAAAGGAUGAUUUAGAAAGUUGA